GAGUAGAGAGUAGAGUGGUACAUGCAGGCAACGGCUCGCUUUAUUGACGCCCGAGAGAAACAAGAGAUGGAACUCAUCCUGCGGUCUAGAAGCGCAGCUGAGACUUGCUUGCCAAUACCUUGCUUGUGAAGAGUUCAGCUUUGUUCUGCGGCGGUUCAAGGUGGCUAACGAUGGGCUGUCAUUAACAAAGUCAAGGGCUGAGAAGUCAUCAAUCACCAUUCUAAUGCUUACGCUCCUGUGAAGGAUCCACCUUGAUGCUGUCUCCGAUCUCAAAUAAGAUCGGAGUGAGGCCCACCAGAGAAGGGAGAGGAGGCUUACCGAAGCGGGACUGGUCCGUGAACGCAGACAUUUUUAACGCAUAGUUACAAUUUUAGCGUUCUGGUUUCCGAACAAGGGCGGCGAUCGAGGCGAAUAGCAACGACCGAGCGGAACUCCUUUCGCCGCCACCGAAUCCAGUCUGCUCUGAUGGCCACCGUCCCUGGCCCACUCAUUUGGGAGAUUGUGAAGAAGAACAAUGCGUUCCUUGUGAAGCAAUUCGGUAACGAUACUGCCAUGGUGCAAUUUAGCAAGGAGCCAAACAAUCUCUAUAAUGUCAAUUCCUACAAGCACUCCGGGUUGGCAAACAAGAAGACAGUGACCAUUCAGGCUGGAGGGAAGGACCUGUCUGUAGCAAUUGCGACAACUAAGACAAAGAAGCAGAACAAGCCUGGUAGCUUAUAUCACAGAUCAGUCAUGAAGAAGGAGUUCCGUAAGUUGGCAAAAGUUGUUAUGAACCAGGUCACUGACAACCACUACAGGCCAGAUCUGACCAACUCAGCUCUAGCGCGGCUGAGUGCGGUACAUCGAAGCCUUAAGGUUGCCAAGUCUGGCGCAAAGAAGAGGAACAGGCAGGCUCUUAAAGUGAGAAACUAAAUCAAUGCUUGUGUCCAUGGACGGUCUUAUUUAGUUGUCCUUUAUUUGGUUUUUGGUUCACUAAGUUUUAGUGGAAGAAUUGCUGUCACCCGGAAUUUUGAUGACUGGUUUUCUAUUGUUGAUUUCAUUGCAAGAGUUUUCAUAAUCUAUUUUUAUUUGAGAUGACCUUUAA
Molecule: messenger RNA, 1084 nt
Organism: Musa acuminata AAA Group (dessert banana)
Lineage: Eukaryota; Viridiplantae; Streptophyta; Magnoliopsida; Zingiberales; Musaceae
Product: large ribosomal subunit protein eL28y-like
Exons: 5
Coding region: 466-912 (148 amino acids)
Biological process (GO): translation
Cellular component (GO): cytosolic large ribosomal subunit; ribosome
Molecular function (GO): structural constituent of ribosome
Source: RefSeq, a predicted model, not a curated record